Molecule: messenger RNA, 1539 nt
Organism: Acaulospora morrowiae
Lineage: Eukaryota; Fungi; Glomeromycota; Glomeromycetes; Diversisporales; Acaulosporaceae
Source: the annotation of a GenBank genome assembly
AUGACCUCGGCCUCCGUAACUCCGUCGAGAAACUCUUUGGAUGAUGAAUUUGACGAAGAAACAAGAAGCUUAUCACCUCCACGUUCACCGCAAUCCUCCUCAAUAUCUCCUUCCUCUUCUACACAAUCUCUAACAAAAGGCAAUAAUAUUGGUCAUGAUUAUUAUCCUCCACUUUCCCCUGAAGAUAUCAAAGAUGAUUUUUGGGAUUCUAUUUAUAACCGAAGUCCAUCGGAGUCCUCUAUAACAUUCGAGUAUCAACAUCAUAGGUCUUCGAUACCCAGCGUGGCGUCAUCCACUUCAUCCUGCUUCAGUUACCGGCAAGACAACGCACCGUUAAGGUGGAGAAAUAAACAUGCUUCCAAUUCAAAAAACCAAGUUAUUGGUCAAUCGACGAACACUUCCAUAGCAGGUCAGAACUAUAUUAAAUAUUCAUACAGGGAGGCAAUGGAUGUGAUAUGCGGUGGUGAAGUUCAAAAUUCCUAUCCCCGUCAAGAAUGCAAAAGUCCCGACGUCAUCCCACUUACUCCCGACGUCACCCCAUAUACUUCGGUCACAACCUUGAGUAACAUCUCGGAAUCUUUGGAUCCAUCAAUUUUGAACUCGGAUGGAAUUUUCAAGUUAUCUGAACUUCACAUGAUAUCACUUCUCCAAAGGGACGAUUUGGAAAUACCCGAAGUUGAGAUAUGGAAUAAAGUUAUAGCUUGGGGUGUGAAAAAUGCCUUUACAGAUCAAUUUGAUGCUGAUGUAUCAAAAUGGUCACCAAAGGAUUUUGAAGCGCUCGCAAAAACAUUGAGAAAUUGUAUAUACUGGAUUCGAUUUCAUCAGAUCGAACCUUUCGACUUUGCCAAAUACGUCCUCCCGUAUAGGCCAAUUAUACCACCAUUUAUCAUUGGCAAUUUCUUGCGACAACAAAUUACUGGUCACAUUCAAUUGACACCGUUGUUGGCACCGCCAAGAAUAGCUUCAACAUUAGUGGACUCAUCCAUCAUUACCGGUCGACAUGCAACAAUUUUAGAAAGUUGGAUAAAAGAAAAUGAAUUAUCGGACAAAAAUUUCUCUUGUAAAUUCAAUCUUCUCUAUCGCGGAAGUCGUGACGGCGUCUCAUCAAAAAAAUUUCAUAGAAGAUGCGACAAUCAGGGUCCGACAAUAUUGAUUGUAAAAAUUUUUGGUUCCGACCAAAUUGUUGGUGGAUUUAAUCCAAUAAGUUACCAGCGAACGCGAAAAAUUUGGAUGAGAAAUACCAAGGAAAAAAAGGAAAACUUGGAAAAAAUGAAUUCAUUCAUAUUUUCUUUCCAGGCGCGCUAUUAUCCGGAAGAAACUGCUGUAAUAAGUAGAGUAUUGUUACAGCAUGCGAAGGAGGCCACAAUAAAACAUCGCCUCGGUCCGUGUUUUGGCAUCGGACCGGACCUUUUGGUUAAAUUGGAUGUAAAUGACAAGUCAACCAAACUUCAUCCCGCUUCCUACGAACAUUCUAUAUUAGAUCGUGAGAACGUGGAAUGGGAGGACUUUGAAAUAUUUCAAGUUGUAAAAGCCUCAUAA